GCAGACACUCUGAAUUUUGCAGAAGAGGGGAGGCCAAUUUGGUGCCUGAUUUUUUUUUUUCUUCCUCCGGUUGGAACGAGUGCGCAUGCGCCGGAAGUUGCUGCCGCAGACAGCAGCAGCCAGUGAUUUGGCAACAACAGAAAAAUACGUAGUAAAUUAAUGAACACUAAUGAUGUUUUAAGGCAUGUCUUUUCCCCAGGUUCAUGGAGAUGUGAGGAGGAGCGAAUGUCCCAUGUUGCAGUAGUGCCUCUGUGAAAUGCUGGCCUGUCUGCCAGGACCAGGUGAACUAUCCUUCCCGCUUCAUUCUCACUCGCAGAUGAACACUGGACUUCAGAAAUGGGACACUACACAGAAGAUGAGAUCUGCACAAUAUCCAACCCCAGCAGAAUUGGAUGCUUAUGCUAAGAAAGUUGCCAACAAUCCACUGACUAUAAAAAUCUUUCCAAACAGCGUCAAAGUACCCCAGAGGAAACACAUUCGCCGGACUGUGAACGGACUAGACACUUCUGGCCAGCGAUACAGUCCUUACCCAUCUCAGGCUAGCACUAAAGCAGGGUUGCUUGCCAUCGUGAAGGUUCCCAUAAAAGGGAUCAUCAAAGACUUUGACGGCAGCCGCACACGCUUGUUACCCGAAGUCAUCAUGAACCCCCCCAGCGGGCCCUACAUGACACCGAGCACUUUAAACCUCCCUCAGACUCAUCCCCACCCACAGGCACUAAUGCGCCCCCAAAUCCUACCGCAGCAACAGAGUUUGCAGCACCAACAGACUUUGCAGCUGCAGCAGCAGCAGCAGCAGCAAUCCCAAGGCUUGCGACACCCCCAGACUAUGUCUCAGCCUCCGAAUUUACAACACCCACAGCAGGGCUUGCCCCAAGCUCAGACACUAACCCAUCCACAGCAAAAUCUCCCCCACCCCCACUCCCACACCCAGAAUAUGGGCCACGCCCCUCCAAAUGUGAUACUGCAGCAGCCACCGCUGGGAUUACAUGGGAACAGGAAGAUGCCGGAUGCCGAUGCACCGCCUAACGUCACCGUGUCUACCUCAACCAUUCCGCUCUCCAUGGCUGCCAGCCUGCACCAAAACCGAGCGGCCGACCUGAGCAGCAUCGUGCACCAGAUCAACCAGUUCUGCCAGGCCCGGGCUGGCCUCGGCUCUACCUCGGUCUGUGAGGGACAGAUAGCGAACCCCAGCCCCAUCAGCAGGAACCUGCUGAUCCAUGCCAGCUCCCGGGUGUCCACCCACCACAUGCCCACCCCCAUGCCGUCCUGUAUCAUCAACUCCGUUGACCAGGCGGCGGCCGCCUCUGCUGCUGCUACAGCCACCGCUCUCCCUCCCUCUGCCAUGGCUGCCAUGAACAGAGUGCCCGCCGGGUACCAGAACGACAUGAAGCAGCGCUCCUGGAACCAGCACCUGCUGCCCCACCUGCAGCAGAUGUCUGAAAAUGGACUGGGGCAGCACCCCGGCAAGCACCACCCGAGGGAUCUCCCAGGGGGAUUUCCCUGCAAGACCCUCGGCUACCCCCAAGAGCUGUGUUUGGGCCAGCCCUUUAGCUUGAAACCCCCGGUGGACAAGCCCACGCCUUCCCCACCAGUCAAUGGAAUGCCUGGCGCCAUGCCCUACACGAACGGGCACUACUUUCAACCUGUCUGGAAUAACAUUCUGCCAACGCCAAACAGUGACAGCUCCGGGUCUCUGGAUCUGGCUAUGCCAUUCCAUGGAGGCCCCUCUGGGCCUUCGAUAGACUGCGUCCCGGGGACUCAUUACAGAGCUGGAACAGGUUCCUCCAACCAGACUAAUGUGAUGCAGACCAUGGAUUACCUGGGCGGGGACUACCAGCAGCCUUGCUUUAGGGAUCAAAAUCUAGGGAUGAUGGGCAAAAUGCAUAGGCCUCCAAUGAGUAGGGCGCCAGAACCAACUGAUAAUAGAAAUACUCAUCAUCAACAUCCAGGGUACAGAUAAGCUACAGCCACGUCUACACAAUCUCAAUCUGUUUUGGUCUUAAAAGUUUAUAAUUAGUAGCGUUGUUUUUGUUGUCGAACUUGCAUGUGAUCAAUAUUGCAUUUGCUGAACAGCAGACUGUGAUGUUGGGUGUUUUGUACUGUGCUGUUUGUCAGAAGAUAUGUGGGCAUUUUGUUUUGCGUUCUCCCUGCUCCCCUUGACAAACUGAAUAAGGGCAAUAGGUGCUUUUAUAGAACUUGCUUUGCAUUUAUCUUUUAAAUCUGCUUUUACUUGGUUGUAAUAGUGUAAGCAUCCUUGUUUUGAUUUUUAUUUGUUGGUAUGUUGUCAUUUAAUAUUUCCAGUGCUUUCACCAGCUGAGCAGCAACUUCUCUUUGCAGUAUCACCUUGCUAACCUUUUAAUUGUGUUCCCACUCCUGAAUAUACUGAAUACUACUUAUAGAUUAUCUUGUAACUGCACUAUUUUUAAAUAUUUUAUGUUAAUUCUUUACUGUUUUUUUUUUUAAACUCUUGCACUAGUGUAAGAACAUAAUGUUAGUGAUUUUAGUACUACACGUGUGUGUAAACACACACACACACAUACGGACUAGGGCUGCUAGAGUCUGUUUAAUUUAUUAAACGUUUUAACUUUUAAAAAUAAAUAUGGCUUCUGAUUUACCCACACUUUUCUCAACUGAUAUCUGUUAAGCCAUUUGUGUAUCUCAAUCACAACUGAGAAACGCAUUGAUAGUAAAAUUGAUUUAACAGGUAUCAGUUGAAUUCUUAAUUGAGAAGAAAAGUCGGGGGAAAACACCAAAAAUCAUAAGCCCUAUAUAUAAAUAAAUGUAUAAAAACAGUGAAGCAAUGUGACAAAAUACUAGCAUCGGGGGUACGAUAAUGGUCUGUUUUGACUAGAGGGCGAGCAUGAAUUGCAUUAUUUAAAGAAAAGUUAUGCAGUCUUCAAACACUGCUAAAAUCUGUAAUCCUAUCCUGCUUACUGUAUACAAGAGACAAUAACUAGUUAUGUUCACACCAAACUGACUAUUCCAAUUACAGUAUCACGCUAAUUCAAAGAAAGACUUGUGACAUUUGUAGGAUCCAAUAUUCUGUUUAUUUUUAUAUAUAUAUAUAUAUAUAUAUAUAUACAAAAAAUCAUUUUACUAAUAGCAAUAGUUUGUACUUGUCUGACUGGCCGCAGUAGGAAAAAAAAAAAGAAGACCAAAAAAUAUGUUUUCAGCCCGAGUUUGAUCUCAUUUCCUGCACUACUAGCAUACACUUGCAUUGUUGUUUGUCUGGGCGCCACAUCCUCUGUGCUAGAUCCAGCACCAGUAGUAGAAGCAGAUAUCGUAUGUACAGGAAGCUUUAUUAUCAUGUGCUUUAACAUUGUUCCCGUACUGCCGCUGAAACGAAGUUCUGCACAGCUUACAUUAUCGAAAUAUGCCCAGACAGGGCUUUGCUUACUUAGAGCUCUCAAAGAUGACUGCUAGUCACGUGAGCAAAAGCAUGCUGGACAUUGGGAGGUGAAUAUCCAGUGGCAAGGAUGCUACGUGACAAAGGGAGAAAGUAGACCACAAAAAAAACUGAGUAGCCGUUAUUUACAGACACCCUGUUAAUAUUUCACCUGCACAUUUUACAACGUUUUUAAACGAUCAAGCCAAGUUAAAAAUGUUGGACUCUUUACUACCGUUUAAACACUGAACUGUUAACACCUCUAAUAUGGACACGCUGUAUGACCCCUGUGACAUGGAUGUUUAAGAACCUAAUCUGCUUUAAUGGAGAGUGGAACCCACCCUUUUUAUUUAAUAUAAAAUUGGGAAGUGGGUCUAUUUAACAAGUGUCUAAUUCUGUAUAGCUCUUAGAAUUUCAGCUUUGUCAGUCAUUGAAACCUCUUAAGUGAUGUGUAGGUAAUAGAAGCUUAAAUGCUGACGUUUUAUUUGCCUAUAGAAGGCUGGGAUAAUGCAAGCACAACUACUUGCAUUCAUUAGAUUCCAUUAAGUCUUGCUGACCUCCAAACAAAUGGCCACCAGUCAAGUAAAUGCAUGAUUGUUCAUUUCCCAUUUAGAGACCUAAUGGAGGAAAGUAAACUCUGAAGAUGAGAACAAUUGAAGGUAAUAAAUGGAAUUACUGGCAUUUUCUAGUCCAUUAGACAGAGCUGCUUGUACAACUACUGCUACUACUUGAAUCACAAACUCUUGCAGAGGGAUAGGGGAAAACACUACUAAUACCAUUACAAUUCUUCCAAGCUUUUUGAAUGUUUACGAAGUCUCUUUAUUUUAUUCAUGUAUCCCUGCCCUUGAUGAUACAAAUGAAGGGUUUAUUGUUAUCUGUGAAAUGUGUUGAUCACAUGCAGGUUUGGGGGUAAAAACAGCAACAUGCAUUGUUUAUUUUAUUGUACACUGGCUUAAAAACUAUACUACUGUAACUUAAGUGUAAUAAUUCUGUAUGAAUGUUGCCUGUUGGUGUGGGUUUAAGUAACGUUGUGUAUGAGUGGACCCACUGGCACCUGCAGUCUCUAUGCCUCUGUUACAGCCCUUAAAAGAAGCCUUAAGUAUUUGCUCCUUGAACUUUCCUUAAACGAGCAUGGUAUAAAAGGAACAAGCGUUUUUUUUUUGUUUUUUUUGUGACGCUAGAGUUGGAUAGAAAUGAUUUAGUUUCUUUAAAUGAAAAAGACUAAAGUAAUAUUUUAUUGUAAUUUAAGUUUUGAUAGAUAUGUGUAGUACUGGGCUGUAACAAAUAUCUUUUCAGGUUUCAAAGCUUCAUUUUUGCAUUUUGUGACUAUUUAUAUUACUUGAUUUGCUUAUUUAAAUUGAUUUUUUUUUUUUUUGCUAUUGCUGUCUGUCACGAGAUCCUUUUUAAAAUAGGGACUUACCUGCUGCAGCAGCAUUGGGCAAAAGCCUGUGGCUAUGUCAACAAAGAUGAGAGAGUGAGGUUUGUGCUACCCUUUUGUAAUAUUGUAAUAAUAAAAUAAAGUUCUAAUUUAUGCUUUGAAGGCAGUGCCAUACAGAUGUCCUAUUUAUGCAUAUGUUAUCUCCUUUAAAAUCUAUUUUAUAUGCAAGCCUGCAGAGAUGAUUCUAAAGCACUAUGUAACAGUAUAGAAGUGUUACUUAUCUGGAGAAAAUUUAACAGGGGUUGUGUUUUAAAUAAUUGUACUAGUUGGCUAAAAACUGUUAUGUACAUGUUUGCCAUUUGAAAGCUUUGAAGCAUGUGUGUUUUUUUUUUCUUUUUCUUUUUAAUAUAUAAAGGUUUGUUACAGCCUGAAACAAUAGUUAGACUGACACCUACUUGUUUUCUGCUUAUGAUGUGAAAGAAGUGCCUCCGCUGGACUGAAAACCAUUGUUUGAAAAAGAAAAAAAGAAAAAACUGCUGCAAAGUCCACUGUGGAGGGAGAAAAAUACUUAACUGCUGCUGCUGUGUUUAUUAAACAGAAUUACAGUUAAUAGUAUAUAGCUGCUUCUGAUGUGCUACGGGUAAAUUUUAUUUGUCUGCAGGAGAAAGAAAUAAACCAGUGACGCAGAUUCAUGCGCUGGCAGUUUUUGUAAAAACAAAAAAAAAAAGAAACAUAAAAAGAACAUGAAAUAAAACUAACAAUAGACUGCAAAGUUAAUAGCCUUGUUCCAUUGGGGAAGUGGGCCAUUUGCAAACCCUGAAGUGCCCUCGAGCACUUGGCUUGUAAGAGGAGGGAGGGGGUGGGUGGGGUUCAGUGGUCUGUAUCCAAGCACAUUCUUUUUAUGUUGUUCUUGAGGUUGUGGAGCUGAUGUAUUUUCAGGUAUGUUGAGAGAGCAUCCACAGACAUGUCCAGGGCAUCAGAAGGUGCUAAUUCUGUUCUGCCAAAUCAAGACUAUUAAAUGAAAUGUUUUCUUCAUACAAUGAUUCCUUGCUGCUUAUGAUUUUCCCUGUCUGAGAAGGUCAUGCUGUGUUGAACAAACACCAUCCCUUUUUAAGCACCUCAUAAUAAAUCUUACCUGUUCUUUUAUAAACUU
Acipenser ruthenus (sterlet) is the source of this 5916-nucleotide messenger RNA. Its product is annotated as protein FAM222B-like. The record is from RefSeq and is a predicted model, not a curated record. Lineage: Eukaryota; Metazoa; Chordata; Actinopteri; Acipenseriformes; Acipenseridae. Bases 257 to 1960 code for a protein of 567 amino acids. The transcript has 3 exons.